Messenger RNA from Salvelinus sp. IW2-2015, 2081 nucleotides. Its product is annotated as synapse differentiation-inducing gene protein 1. Gene Ontology annotation, biological process: synaptic vesicle clustering; positive regulation of synapse assembly. Lineage: Eukaryota; Metazoa; Chordata; Actinopteri; Salmoniformes; Salmonidae. The record is from RefSeq and is a predicted model, not a curated record. The transcript has 4 exons. Gene Ontology annotation, cellular component: intracellular membrane-bounded organelle; excitatory synapse; postsynaptic density membrane. Bases 553 to 1416 code for a protein of 287 amino acids.
GUAAGGUCUGAAAGGUUGCUAUUCGACACUUUCACAUACAAAGCACAGUGCAGCUGCCUUCGCUUCACAAGUAAGAUGCUCUUGUGGUAUGUCUGUAGCUUGUGUUGCUUGUAUGCUGCUGCAUCUUUUCCCCGCUGGAUUCAUCCAGUCUGAGCAGAAGCCAACUGCAACACCCCCAUUGCAGGCACACAAAAGAAAAGUGUAAUUGACUGAUGUUUUUUGCUCUGCUUUUUGGAGGGUGGAAAUCGGACUGUUGAGGCUUCGGUUUAACACUUUUGGCCAGAUUAGGCGGAGACUCGGAGUUCUGGCUAGAUGUAUAUGGGUUAGCUUGUAGAGAAUUACCAGAGAAAGGGAACGAGCCCUGACGGAUUGAUAAACCCUCUGUCCACUUAUGUUUCCCACGGGAUCCAGCCUAUUCGCCGCAGAACGCCCUUUCACCUUGGAAGGAGAGUGCAGCCUACCAUCCCAUGCCUUCCCCAACCCAAGGCCCCUAUGAGAGAGGCCUUUAAAGAGGAGGGGAUUUGAUCAAACAAUCCAGCUCUCUAAGUCAGGAUGGAGAGUGGACCAGGACAGGGAGCGGGGUCGGGCUCCAGCCAGGCUGUGGAGGCUGAGCCCCCCACCCAGCGGACGACUUCUCCAAUCGGGAGAGGAAGGAAUGCAGGGCUGGCCUCCUGCAAGCACAACGGUCUGAUCAACACCCGCAGCUUGAUGGUAGAGACUAAGGAAGGGCUGGUGUCGGUGUACUCGGCCCCCCAGUACCAGGGUCACAUGGUGGUCAACCUGUCCCCUCAGCAGGAGCAGAAUGGUCAGGGGGUGGGCGGAGGAGGGGGACCCCCACAGCUGCUCAACCCCAGCGCUCUGCCCCAGGGCAUGGACCCCCGCUUCAGGCCCAACCUGAUCCUGUACUCUGAAAACAUGCUGCGGGCCUGGGGGGAUGGAGGAGUCGGGGAUUGCUGUGAGACCACCUUCAUAGAGGACUUGGCAUCCGGCUCCUCUGCUGCCUCCAAGGAUGGGCUGAUGCUUGCCGAUGGAAAGUUCCUGGAACUGUCUGUGGAGGAUGCAAAGAUCCAGACCCUGUCUUAUGACAUUGACGAUGAUGAUGAGUUCCAAGAGCUGGAGAGCGAGUACUCGAGCGACUCGGAGAGUGAGGACAACUUCCUCAUGAUGCCACCGAGAGACCACUUGGGCCUGAGCGUCUUCUCCAUGGUGUGCUGCUUCUGGCCCCUGGGGAUCGCUGCCUUCUACCUGUCCCACGAGACGAACAAGGCCGUGUCUAAGGGGGACUUCCACUUGGCCAGCUCCAGCUCCAGACGUGCCCUCUUCCUGGCUGUGCUGUCAAUCACCAUCGGGACAGGCAUUUAUGUGGGCCUGGCUGUAGCGCUCAUCGCAUACCUCUCCAAGAACCACCACUUGUAGCCUUGCCCUGGCCCCACCCCCUGCACUACAGGACUGAUUGCGCUGGGGAAGUGGUUCACUUGGGGGCAAUUUAACAAUGGAGUUUAGGCCUGCAAACUAUGGGACUAUCAGGAUGGACAGGACCUGGCCAUAUGGUUGACUCAAUUCAUGGGAUGUAACAUAAGAGGGUUAUGAUAUGGAAAAUAGUCUUGUAAUGGUCAAGUCAUUCUCUCAUUUUGACAAAGAAAAACUGGAAACUCUUAGUCAUUCUAUACACAACUGAAUAUUUUGUUCUUCAGAUGUCUAAAAUACGUGUGUGAGUUUUACCAAGGCAAGACACAUCCUUUGAGAGGUCAGACCAACAUGCACUAAAUAUUACCUGUACCAAGGGCAUACUGUUCGUUUACAGGGCAUGCUCUCUGCUCGGUUAACAGUGAGUUGUGCAGUGGGCUGCUUUAUGUCCAGCUACAUUUACCACACUAUCAGUCACAUUUGGCAGCUCCUGUCGAGUAUAAAGAGGGUGGAUAAAAGUGCUUUUAAAGCUGUCACUCAUCCAUACAUUCAACCUGUAUACAUGUAUUCUACAUCACAUUGAAUUGAUCUGUGGAAGUCGCAUAGUAGACACUACAGCUCACUUAUAAAGUAAGGUGAUGGUCUAUAUACAUUAAAGUAAAACUGCACUCUAA